Messenger RNA from Danaus chrysippus (African queen), 552 nucleotides. The record is from the annotation of a GenBank genome assembly. NCBI's taxonomy places the organism in Eukaryota, Metazoa, Arthropoda, Insecta, Lepidoptera, Nymphalidae.
AUGGGUGUCGACAUCAACCAUAAACACGACAGGAAAGUCAGGCGUACUGAAGUUAAAUCUCAAGAUGUAUACUUGAGGUUGCUUGUAAAGUUAUACAGAUAUUUGGCGAGACGUACAAAUGCCAAGUUCAAUACGAUCGUUCUGCGGCGUUUGUUCAUGAGCCGUAUCAACAGGGCUCCCAUUUCCCUGUCUCGAUUGGCUCGCCACAUGAAGAAGCCUACCCGUGAAGGUCUUAUUGCCGUGGUUGUGGGUUCAGUAACCAACGACGUGAGGUUGUACAACGUCCCCAAGCUUACUGUCGCCGCUCUUCACGUGACUGAGAAGGCUCGCGCCCGUAUCUUGGCUGCUGGAGGUGAAAUCCUAACAUUCGAUCAGCUAGCGCUCCGUGCUCCCACCGGCCGUAAGACAGUCCUCGUCCAGGGCCGCAGGAACGCUCGUGAGGCCGUCCGUCACUUCGGCCCGGCCCCCGGAGCUCCUCGCUCUCACACGAAGCCCUACGUACGUUCCAAGGGCCACGAGCGCUCCAGACCUAGCCGUCGCUCUAAUGUAUAA